Marmota flaviventris (yellow-bellied marmot) is the source of this 4569-nucleotide messenger RNA. RefSeq names its product unk like zinc finger (gene Unkl). The record is from RefSeq and is a predicted model, not a curated record. Gene Ontology annotation, molecular function: metal ion binding. NCBI's taxonomy places the organism in Eukaryota, Metazoa, Chordata, Mammalia, Rodentia, Sciuridae.
AUGCCGUCGGUUUCGAAAGCGGCGGCGGCGGCGGCGCUGAGCGGGUCCCCCCCGCAGACCGAGAAGCCGACCCACUACAGGUAUCUAAAGGAGUUUAGGACGGAGCAGUGCUCCCUGUUUGUACAGCACAAGUGUGGCCAGCACAGGCCGUUCACCUGUUUCCAUUGGCAUUUCCUAAAUCAGCGUCGGCGCAGACCCCUCCGCAGGCGCGAUGGCACCUUCAACUACAGCCCUGAUGUGUACUGCUCCAAGUACGACGAGGCCACCGGCCUGUGCCCCGACGGCGACGAGUGUCCCUACCUGCACAGAACAACUGGGGACACAGAACGCAAGUACCACCUGCGCUACUACAAGACGGGCACAUGUAUCCACGAGACGGACGCGCGCGGCCACUGUGUGAAAAACGGGCUACACUGUGCUUUUGCACAUGGCCCCCUGGACCUGCGGCCGCCCGUGUGUGACAUCAGGGAGCUGCAGGCCCAGGAAGCCCUGCAGAAUGGUCAGCCCGGCAGUGGGGACGGCGUGCCUGAUCUGCAGCCUGGGGUCUUGGCCAGCCAGGCCAUGAUUGAAAAGAUCCUGGGAGAGGACCCCCGGUGGCAAGACACCAACUUUGUGCUGGGCAGCUACAAGACUGAGCAGUGCCCUAAGCCACCACGCCUGUGCCGCCAGGGCUAUGCCUGCCCACACUACCACAACAGCAGGGACCGCCGGCGGAACCCCAGGAGGUUCCAGUACAGGUCCACACCCUGCCCCAGUGUCAAGCAUGGGGACGAGUGGGGGGAGCCCUCACGGUGCGAUGGUGGGGACAGCUGCCAGUACUGCCAUUCCCGCACGGAGCAACAGUUCCACCCGGAGAUCUACAAAUCUACCAAAUGCAACGACAUGCGCCAGACCGGCUAUUGCCCACGGGGUCCUUUCUGCGCUUUUGCACACGUUGACAAGACCCUUGGGACCGCAAGCGGCUGGGGCUGCCGCGAUCUCAACUCCACCCACAGCACCUUGGCCCACAGCGGCCAGCCUGGAAAUCCAAAGCGCAGAGACCUGCUUACCGAAGGCAGCCAGAAAGCCGGGGAGCCCGACAGCAAGCAGAACCACCUCGCUGUGUUUGCAGUGGUUCACCCGCUGGCCCCCAGCGUAAGCUCCAGUGUGGCGUCCAGCCUGGCGUCCAGCGCUGGCUCAGGUAGCUCUUCCCCCACCGCUGUGCCCGCCCUCCCUGCCCGCGCCCUCCCGCCGGACCCCGCCGGCAGCACCGUGGAAGCGGUCCUAGGUUCUGCCUUAGACCUGCGUCUCAGUGAUGUCAACAUCGCGUCUCUAGAUAAAGACCUGGACGAGCAGGAUCCCUGUGACCUUGGAUUGUCAGGUCCCAGGCCGCUGGCAGGCUCUGCGCCAGUCACCAUCCCGGGCUCCCUGCCUCGCUCACCAUCCCUGCAGUCAUCCUCAUCCCUGUCCACCUCCCCGCUCAGCUCACUCUCCCAGUCGCUGCCAGGGCCACUUGUCUCCUCGGCCAUGACACCCCCUCAGCAGCCGCUGCCCCUCAGGUCAGAGCCGGCCGUACUGGGCUCCGCAGCCUCGUCCUACGGCUCCUUAGGUCUGAAUGGUGUUCCUGGGAGCAUCUGGGACUUUGUCUCUGGCAGCUUCUCUCCCAGUCCAUCCCCCAUCCUGAACACUGUCCCUGCCUCAAGUGCAAGUCCACACAGUGCGGAGCUGGCCCGGGUCAGGCGGCAGCUGGAUGAGGCCAAGAGGAAGAUCAGGCAGUGGGAGGAGUCUUGGCAGCAGGUGAAGCAGGCCUGUGACGCCUGGCAGCGAGAGGCUCGGGAGGCUCAGGAGCGGGCCCGCAUGGCGGACAGCGACCGGCAGCUGGCCCUGCGGAGGAAGGAGGAGGUGGAGGCCCAGGUCCAGCGGCUGCAGGAAGAGCUCGAGGGCCUGGGCCUGUCCUCACUGCCUGGGCUGCGAGGCUGUGGUGACGUGGGUGCCAUCCCUCUGCCCAAGCUGCACUCCCUGCAGAGCCAGCUGCGCCUGGAUUUGGAAGCUGUUGAUGGGGUGAUCCUCCAGCUCCAGGCCAAGCAAUGUGUGGCCUGCCAGGAGCAGGCCCCUAGCACCGUCUUACAGCCCUGCCAGCACCGUGUCCUGUGCGAGCCGUGUGCAGCCAGUGCGCCUGAGUGCCCCUGCUGUGAGGGUCAGCCCCUUCCCUGGUGACCAGAGGUGGGGCCUCAUUCCCUCCAGGGCAUGGGUGCAAAAAGACUGCAGAGUGCCACAGUCACGUCUGGUGCCACCGUCAGGACGCAAGUCCAUGCCUGUUGCUACCAAUGGCCUUUGUGGCACUUUUAUCACCCACCACAUCCCACUGGCGUCUUCAAGGUAUUCUCCAAACCCUAAAGCACCGCAGAACCCACUUCCUGUCCCCGUGGUAAGCACCAUGGAGGCCAGGUUCAGUGCCACGGUCCUGAUACUGCAGUGGCCAGGCCACUGGGGGGUCUCUUCAAAGCACUUUGUAAACCGAGGAAUUUAGUUUUAAAUCUUAUAAGCUGCUUUCUAGGUCCAUGUUUUUUAAUAUAUGAUAACAUGAAGCUUUAUGUGUACUGUGAACUUGAACUUUCCCAUCAGUUGCUGUCAACUCAUAGUGUGGUGAAUAUAUUAGAUUUCAUAUUCUGAACUACUUAUGAAAUGAACAUUUAUCUAGUAGUAAUGCCAACCUAGGAUUUUACAUUUUCAAAUCAAGUGCAAACAUAGUAUUUAUAAGCAGAGUGAUUAUUGAGAUGCGCGUUUGGAUGUUCUCGACUUUACCUAAGGAGCUCUUUCCCGAAGUGUGCAGGGCAUGUGCACCUGGCUUUGUUCUGGCACAGAAUAGACCCAAGCACUCGGGCCCCUUUAAGUGCCUGUGCCUUGCACAACAAGUGAAGGAAUCGGUUCCUUUGGUUUUUGUCUUCUCCUGGAGGCUCUGAGGGCCAGUGUGGUCUCAGGAGUGUGCACCAGAAGGGGUGGAUGUUAGGACUCUCAGAUCCAUGCUGUAGACAGCUGUGUUCCCGUGGAGCUUCUCAGAUGUCUGGGGCACCCUGGUUCUUCCUGAAUUGGGAAACCUGCACCUCCCACACUGCAACUGCCCACAACUCCUGCUGACCUGACUCGAGAGACUGCAGUGGCAGUGCAUGGUGUCCAGGGUGAUGGCAUUGGUGACAGUCAAUUGAGUCGUACAUCAGUUGUGAUUAGAGCUCAUCCAUGUGACCAGCAAGGUGCCUCUGCGGCCCGGGGCCCCAGCUCUGCCAUGCUGCCCCUGCUCAUCAGCUCCUGGGGCCACAGUGGUGCCAGGCAGCCUGGCCUCAGACUGUGGCAGGAAUGCUGCUAAGAACAGUCUGAGGUGCUUGGGGAGAGAAGAGAAGUCUGCCGUGUUUGCAGACCUCACCUGGGUGAGCAGAGGGACAUCUUUCAGGUGCACUGUGGGCUGGGUGCCUCCUCCCAGGGCUUUGCCAAAGACUUUAAGUAGCAUUUUCUAAAGUGCAAAGUGACUAGGUAAACAUUUUUAUCAGUGACCAAAUUAGAAUGUAUUUAAUACAGUAGACUAUUUAAAAGCAAUUUCUAAUAUAAGACAAACCGAUAGAGAGAUUCUGUCAUUUCAAAGGAAGUGAAUCCGUGACGUCCCACAGCUAGUCCACUACAGAAGGUACCUAUGGACGUGGGUUAGUGGCGCUCCUGUUUCUUAUCAGUGAUGACCUGUUAGCUCAGUACCUAGACAUUACAUAUAUUUUGUGCUACUGUUUUUGCUGUUUAUUUUUGUUAAUAUUUAUGCACUUGUUUCCAUUUUGGGCCUUUGGUCUUUUUGGAGAUAACAAGACAAAAUUUAUUACUGGUGUCUAGCCUAAACAUUUUCAAAUCAUAGACCUAAAACUCAGCUGUUUUUAAUGGUUUAUCUGUAAUAAGCUACUCCGGCCAGCUCUUUCGGUGGAAUUUGGCCAGUGUUCUCAUGAGUCUCCAGUGCUGCUUCUGGGGUGGGGAUGGUGGCAGAGGUGAGGGGCCACAAGGCAACAGCUAGGACAGCAAUGGUGCUGGCCUCUGUGCACUGGCUCUUCUGGAAUCAGGAGGGCACUGGAAAUAGGUAUGCAACAAGAAUUGCCCAGGAGUGGGUCUGCAGUGCAGGAUCCCAGGAUGCUACCCACUGAUCUGUUCUGGGCGCCCAAGAGCACAGCAGUUGGGGAGGCUCAGGGUCCCGUGGGCAGGUGAUGGCGGUGGGGUCCUGGGCUAGGGGUGCUGAAGCCCUGUGGUGACUCUGUGCUGGUGUUCCUGAUGUCUGUCACCCUCUAGUGUUCAAUCAGUGUCCCACACUGACUGACUAGCCAUGGGGGUGGUGCGGGGUGCGGAUGCUCCCUGUGGUGUGUCCAGCACUUAGCUGAAUGUGCUGAGUCGGAUUAUCCUAACCCAGAAGGUCGUAUUUAUAAUGUGUGAUCAUUUACUUGUAGAGGACCAUUUAAAAUUGUUAACAUCUGUUUAAAUUUUUUUACACUAUAUGCAAUGGUUUACAGAACUCAUGGAAUUAUUUUUAUCAGUAUGGGAAUUAAUUAAAACUUUGAAUCUUUA